CUCCACUCAACAUGCAUGAAUUUUUCCCCCGCUCCACCUUCUUCAACUUCGAGUUCACACGAGUUGUCGGCACAAUCGCCUUCGGCGGCGCCGAUCUCGCCGAAUGUCUCGACGCAGCCACGCAAAUCGCCAGUGACGACCCGGAGAGCUGGCACCGGGGAUGGCUUAUCCAGGCCGAGAAGGCACACGCUCUAGCCCUGGAGGCUGUGGAGCAUGGCGAUAGCAUUGCGGCUCGCGAUGCCUUCCUGCGCGCCGCCAAUUACUUCCGCGCCAGCCAAUACAUGUUCAAUGAUUGUCCGUGGAGCCCGGAUCCGCGCGUGUCAGAGAUCUCCUCGCGGAGCGUCAAUGCGUUCCGUCAGGCAAUUCCGAUGUUGGGGCACCGGACGCACAUCCUGGAGAUCCCAUACCAAGAUGCGCAUUUGCCAGGGUAUCUGUUUUUACCGCGCCAGGGAGAAGAGACUGGUCGAAAGAUUCCCGUCAUUGUGUGUAUAAACGGAGCGGAUUCGACUUCGGAGGAGCUGUAUCUGCUCUUUGGGGCGAGCGGAUGCGACCGCGGCUAUGCGGUUCUGCUGUUCGAUGGACCGGGGCAGGGAGCCAGCUUGCGCCAAGGGAGGAGUGCCAUGCGCCCGGACUGGGAGGAGGUGACGAGCCGUGUGCUGGAUCAUGCGCGGCAGCUGGCGGAGGAGCAUCCUGAGUGGUCGCUGGAUCUGUCGCGGAUUGCGCUGGCCGGGCUGUCCAUGGGGGCGUACUAUACGCUGCGAGGGGCUGUGGACCCUCGCAUCUCGGCGUGCGUCGCCGUGGAUCCUUUCUACGACAUGUUUGACCUGGCUACGUCGCGCAUGCCGCCUUGGUUUAUUCGGGCCUGGCUCGCGGGCUGGGUUACGGACGGGAUGUUCGAUGCGACGUGGCGCAUGUUGUCGCGGUGGAAUUUCCAGCUUAAAUGGGAGCUGACUCAUGUUAUGUGGAUCUUUGGGAAGUCGUCCCCGGCAGCGGCUAUGCGGGAGAUGCAGAGGUAUUCACUGAAGGGUGAUGGGGAAUCGGGCGAGUAUCUUCGCCAGGUGAAGUGUGGUGUUAUGGUUAGUGGGGCAGCGCAGACUAUCUACACUGCGCCGGAGAUUAGUACGUUGAGGAUCGAGCAGGCGUUAGAUCAUUUGCCCGAGGAGAAACGGCAUCUCUGGAUUGCGAGAGAUGCAAGCGAUGGUGGGUUGCAGGGUAAGGUCGGUGCGUGGUGUCUUCUUCAGCAGAGGUUGUUUCAAUUCUUGGAUGAACAGUUGGAUGUGAAGCGGAGGAUUGAAGGCAUCCAUAGUUAA
Messenger RNA from Aspergillus campestris IBT 28561, 1310 nucleotides. Its product is annotated as alpha/beta hydrolase family protein. The transcript has a single exon. NCBI's taxonomy places the organism in Eukaryota, Fungi, Ascomycota, Eurotiomycetes, Eurotiales, Aspergillaceae. The record is from RefSeq and is a predicted model, not a curated record. Bases 12 to 1310 code for a protein of 432 amino acids.